This is a messenger RNA of Malaclemys terrapin pileata, 3224 nucleotides long. It is a transcript of the gene POLL, whose product is annotated as DNA polymerase lambda. Gene Ontology annotation, biological process: double-strand break repair via nonhomologous end joining. The coding region runs from base 122 to 1876 and encodes 584 amino acids. NCBI's taxonomy places the organism in Eukaryota, Metazoa, Chordata, Testudines, Emydidae. The record is from RefSeq and is a predicted model, not a curated record. Gene Ontology annotation, cellular component: nucleus. Gene Ontology annotation, molecular function: DNA-directed DNA polymerase activity; DNA binding. The transcript is spliced from 9 exons.
CCCGGAAGCGCUGGGCGCGCGAGGCCCCGCCCCCUCCCCAGGCUGCUCCGCCGGGCCCGCCCGAGUAUGAGUGGAACGUUAACUGCUCGCCCAGGGAGGCGACACCCUGUAAUGAUAAUCCAUGGAGCCCAGGGGAAUUGUCAAAGCCUUUCCAAAGAGGAAGAAGAUGAGGGAUGACUCAGAGAGGAAGGUCCCUCCAAAGGUGCUGAAAGAGGAGGAAACCGGGAGCAUUGAAGAAUGGCUGAAGCCGGUCACAGCCUACGUGCUGCCAGCGGGCAUCGGGCGGGCCCGAGCAGAGAUCUUUCACACGCAGAUUGUCCAGAAGGGGGGCCGCGUCUGCAGCCAGCUCUCCUCGGAGGUGACACACGUCAUAGUGGCAGAAGACAUGGACUGCGACCGGGCCUUUCGCCUCCUCAGACUGGCCAGGCUUCCCCCCGGGAUCCAGCUGGUGAAGGCAGCCUGGCUGAGCUUGUGCAUUAGAGAGGAGAAGCUGCUGGAUACCACUGGGUACCGCAUCUUCAUCCCAGACAGGUACCUGGAGGAGGGAGAUCUGCCAAAGGGGGAACAGCAGCUCCUGGGCAGUGAGACUGUCCAACCCCAGCCAAGGAAGGAAGCCCUGGAGCUGAAGGCUGAAGCACAGACAGCAGCCAUAUUGCCUCAGGGCCCAGCCACCUCAGUACAGCAACAUGUGGAGGAGCGAAGCCUUCAAACCCAGAGGGUCUCUGAUGAUGAAGGAAGCGAAGGGGAAGAGACCAGCGUCACCCAGGGAGACCUGGAAGCACUAAUUUCAGGACGUUGCCCUGACACCUCUUCGGGGCUGUCCAGUGGCAGCUGUACCACAGUGCCCCCUGCUGCUGGCAAGUGGGUUUGUGCUCAGUCCUCUGACAGCAAGAAAGAGAAUCACAACCGGCACAUCACAGAGAAGCUGGAAGUGCUGGGAAAAGCCUACACCGUCCAGGGGGACAAGUGGAGGGCUCUGGGCUACUCCAAAGCCAUCAAUGCACUCAAGAGCUACCACAAACCAGUCACCUCUUACCAGGAAGCCUGUAAGAUUCCUGGGAUCGGGAAGCGGAUGGCGGAGAAGAUCCUGGAGAUCUUGGAGAGCGGCCACCUGCGUAAGCUGGACCACAUCAGCGAGAGCGUGGCAGUGCUGGAGGUCUUCUCCAACAUCUGGGGAGCAGGAGUCAAGACGGCCCAGAUGUGGUACCAACAGGGCUUCCGGACCCUGGACGAUAUCCGCACCCAGGCUCGUCUGACUCGCCAGCAGGCCGUAGGAUUGAAGCACUACGAAGACUUCCUGGAGCGAAUGCCGCGAGAGGAGGCUGCCGAAAUAGAACAGACUGUGCGAGAAGCAGCCCGGUCCCUGAACCCUGGGCUGGUGUGCAUGGCGUGCGGCUCGUACCGACGGGGGAAGGCCACCUGCGGCGAUGUGGACGUCCUGGUUACCCACCCUGACGGGCAGUCUCACCGCGGCGUCUUCGACAAGCUGCUUGACAGCCUGCGGCGGAGCGGUUUCCUCACCGACGACCUGGUGAGCCAAGAAGACAGCGGCAACCAGAAGAAGUACCUGGGCGUGUGCCGGUUGCCCGGGCCAGGCCGGCGCCACCGGCGCCUCGACAUCAUCGUGGUGCCCCACGGCGAGUUCGCCUGCGCCCUCCUGUACUUCACCGGCUCAGCCCACUUCAACCGCUCCAUGCGAGCGCUGGCCAAGACCAAGGGCAUGAGCCUGUCAGAGCACGCGCUCCACACCGCUGUGGUGCGCGCCCCCGGCGGCCACAAGGUGGGGCCCGGCCUCGUCCUGCCCACCCCCACCGAGAGGGACGUCUUUGUGCUGCUAGGGCUGCCCUACCGGGAGCCCACCGAGCGGGACUGGUGAUGGGGCUGGGCCCAACCCUCUCCUUCCUGCCCUCCAGGGUGUCCUGGGGGAAGCUACCAGCUGCUUGAGGAGUCCUGCAGGCACCAGUGCCCUAGUAGGGUGGGGGUUCCCUGUCAGACACUGAAGGGGGGCACUCCUUCAUCUCGUAUCAUCCGGGCUCGCUCUGAGCUGGCCCCGAUGGACAGUGGCUGCUGUUGCUGCUAGUGGCACUUUGUGACUGUCCAGCCAGGCCUAGGAGUUGGGGUAUCACCGGCUCUGGAAUGUAGUUCAGUGGCUGCUGGCCAGGGCCGGCUCCAGGCACCAGCACAGCAAGCUGGUGCUUGGGCGACACAUCCGGAUCUUCAGCGGCGGGUCCCUCAGUCCCUCUCGGAGGGAAGGACCAGCCGCCGAAUUGCUGCCGACGGAUGAAGCAGCGCUGUACAGCACCCGCGAAAUACCGCUGGUCGUGGCUUUUUUUUCCCCCCCCUUCUCUUCGCCGCUUGGGGUGGCAAAAAAGCUGGAGCCGGCCCUGCUGCCAGGAUCCCUGGGGGAGGGGGUGCGUGUGAUGGCACCUCUGAUCCCAGGAGCGCAAUAGUUACACAUCGGCAGACGUAGCUCCGCAUCAGAGCCGCACAAACCCGCUCUCCAUCCCCGUGCAUCCCCAGGAGCUGCUAUUUUGUGGUGCUCGUGGCAGGCACUCCGGUCUGACGCCGUACAGGUAACGCCACUGGAGGGCAGGAGUGUUCCCAGCGGUCAGGUGAAUUCAGUUCUGCGGUCCCCUCGGGGUAACUACCAGCGAGCUCACCAGACCUCACAGCCUGGGCAUGGCGUGCCUUCCUCCCAUAUAGCGGCUCUCUCCUCUCCCACUCCUGUUUUCUCCAGUGCCUCGUUCUGAUGAUGUAGACGGGUGCUGGUUUGUGAACCACACGCUGAUUUCUCUCCAGCAGCGCCCGGAGAGUCGGCGUGGACGGGAAAGCCACUGAGCAACAAUGCUGCUUUGCAGGCGCUGGGGCACUAACCCACAUUCACACCUAGCUUCCCGCUGGGCUCUUUGGUCCGGCUGCUGUCUCCUACCCGUCAGCCGGGGGUCUGCUCCCACCCGCAGUGGGCUGGUGGAGGCUGAGCGGUGCCAGAAUGGGGUAGCAAGAGGAAUGCUGCUGUCAUCGAUUGCAAGGCCAGAAGGAACCACUGUGAUCAUCUAGUCUGACCUGCGUGGCCAGCCAGAAACCUGCCCCCAGAUAUCCCUAGCUCAGAGCUUUGGAGAACACAGCCCAGCUUGAUUUAAAAACUUCGUGGGGGAGAAUCUGCCACGACCCUGGGAAAUUGGGUUCCUGGAAGGGAAGUACAAUAAAAUCCACCCACUCUCCUC